AUAAGACACAUUUGCAGGAAGACAUAGAAGACGGAGGUGUUACAAAGAAGAGAAUUUUGAGAUUAUGUAUAAUUAUGAUGAAACCACAGCCUUCCUGGGUCACUGGGGACUUUUCCAGCAGAUUGUCUUCUUCCUGCUCUGUGCCAGCACCAUCCCCAAUGGAUCCGGAGUUUUAUCCAUCGUCUUCGUGGCUGACAUUCCCAGUCACCACUGCAUGAUUCCAGAGGUGAACGUGACCCAAGACUGGCUGAAUGUCAUCAUCCCAAUAAAGGUGGUGAAUGGGAAACAGGAGCUGAGCAGAUGCAGCAGAUACAGGCUAGAUGUGGUCAGGAAUCUCUCUGCUCAGGGACUCAUUCCUGGCAGAGACGUCAACCUCACGGACCUGGAGCAGGAGGGAUGUGUGCAUGGGUGGAGCUACAGCAGAGACAUCUACCAGUCCACCAUAGUCUCUGAGUUUGACCUGGUGUGUAGUGAGCAGUGGAAGCAGCCAUUCACGUCCACACUUUACUUUCUAGGAGUUCUUGUUGGAUCCUUCUUCUCAGGACAGCUUUCAGACAGAUAUGGAAGGAAGCCUGUAUUUUUUGCAACCAUGGCAUGUCAGACAAUUUUUACCUUUGCUCAAGUCUUCUCCCCUACAUGGACGGUGUUCUCCAUCCUCCUCUUUUUCAGUGGUUUGGGACAGAUCGGCAACUACAUAUCUGCUUUCGUGCUGGGAACGGAGAUCUUGACUGGCAAUGUGCGGGUCCUGUUUUCAUCACUGGGUGUGUGUCUGUGUUUUGCAAUGGGCUACAUGAUGCUCCCACUCAUGGCUUACUUUUUAACGGACUGGAAAUCUCUGCUGUUGGCUAUUGCUCUAUCUGGCCUGCUCUAUAUCCCUCUCUGGUGGUUCAUUCCAGAGUCUCCUCGGUGGUUGCUCUCUCAGGGAAGAGUGGAGGAGGCUGAGGCCAUAAUUAGAAAUGCUGCAAAGAAGAACAAAGUUGAGGCCCCACAGAUCAUCUUUCAAAACUACAGUCGUGGUGAGAAAAAGACACCAUCUACAAAAGAGGAACGGCACAGUGUCUUUGAUCUGAUAAGAUCCAGCAACAUCAGAGCCACAACACUCAUUCUCUGCAUGGUGUGGUUCACUAUUGUUAUUGGAUAUUAUGGCCUGUCCCUGAACUCAUCACAACUCAGUGCUGACCCCUAUAUCAGCUGUUUUAUCUCAGCAGCUGUAGAGGUGCCGGGGUACAUUUCAAGCUGGUUGGCACUGCAGUACUUUCCACGGCGACCUUCUACCAGCUGUGCGAUGCUCCUGGGGGGAGUGUCCCUGUUCUUCAUUCAGCUGGUGCCUGAAAAUUUACCAGAGUUGUCUGUUGCCCUGGAGAUGCUGGGUAAAUAUGGCUUCACCACCAGUGCCUCCAUGAUAUUUGCCUACACAGCAGAGCUUUACCCAACAGUGCUCAGGAACACAGCGACAGGGACAUGCGCUACAUUUUCCAGAGUGGGCUCCUGCAUUGUACCUUUUUUGUUUCAGCUAAGAGUAUACUUUAAGUACCUGCCAUAUAUUAUACUGGGGACUCUGGGCGUUGUGUCGGCCUUUGCCAUACUCUUCCUACCAGAGAGUUUCGGCCGACCUCUACCUGAAACUAUUCAACAGAUGCAUAAGAGAGAAAGGGUGAAGUGUCCCUGCAUCACUCGAAAAGGGACACCAGAGCCUGUGGUGAUUUUGGAAAGUCAACUGUGAUUUAUUAAUACAUGAUUUAAAUU
Molecule: messenger RNA, 1746 nt
Organism: Dicentrarchus labrax (European seabass)
Lineage: Eukaryota; Metazoa; Chordata; Actinopteri; Moronidae
Product: solute carrier family 22 member 5-like
Exons: 12
Coding region: 65-1723 (552 amino acids)
Biological process (GO): transmembrane transport
Cellular component (GO): membrane
Molecular function (GO): transmembrane transporter activity
Source: RefSeq, a predicted model, not a curated record